UAAUAGCCGAACGACAGAUUUCGGCAUACCUUCCUCCCCUUUGCUAAAGAUUGGUCGAUACCAUGGUUGGUGGGCCUCGCUCGGUCACGGUCUGCGGCAGUAGCGAGCUUGUCGACGGCAGAAUCGCAAGACAAUUUUCCCAGUGUGGGGUUAAAUCAUUUCAGUGCAAGUUCAGCAACUUCACGAAAUGUUUGUUGCUCAUUAUUCGAUCGAGCUGUGCAGAUCCUGCUACUAAUCACGUGAUCUAUUACACUUUUAAAUCAUCAUAGUGUCAACGGAUGACGAUAAUUAUAUUGAACUAUUUGAUAACUGAAAAUGUAACCAAUGAAGAAAAAUUUUUUGUCAUAUCAGAAAAAUGUGCUCAUUCUGGAAGAUGGAUAUUGCCAAUAACAUCAUUUCAAUCAUUUGGAAAGAAAUUUUAAAAUUGAAUAAGAUAUCAAAAUAACGAAGAAUUAACUCAACUAUGCAUUUCUCUGAGAAGAUUCCUUCGGCCUUUAUCUUCAUUCUACAUAUAAGCACGUUAUGGAGAGAUGUCACAGCUCUUUGUCCUCUUCGAUGUAAAUGUGAUGACGACAAUCUUCGAGUGAUCUGUGAUUCCUCCAGUUUAGAUGUGGUUCCAAUAACUCUAAAUCCUGAACUUCGCGAACUCCAUUUAAGUAACAAUCAUAUCAAAGGAAUUAUGGCUUCGUUUGCCGUAUAUCGUAAACUAGAUUAUCUCGACAUGUCUCAUAACCAACUUGUGACACUCGGAAGAAACAAUUUUGAAUUGCAGAGACAUUUAAAAGUUCUUCUAUUACAUAGAAAUAUGAUUUCUUCUUUACAAAAUGAAACAUUUCGCGGACUUUUAUCUCUCGAAGUCUUACAUCUGAAUGAAAAUUUCUUAGAAGAGAUUCCAUCUGGUGUUUUUGCUCCAUUAUCCAGACUUGAAAAAUUGGAUUUAUCACAAAAUAGGAUCUCCCGAAUUACCGAUCAUGCUUUCCACGGAUUAAAAAACCUUAAAACGUUACUUCUACGUGAUAAUAAGUUAGGUGUGGUGCCCACUCAAUCUUUCUACAAACUUGAAAGUUUGCUUAAAUUAGAUCUAGGACUUAAUUCCUUCAGAACUCUUCCGGAAACUUCGUUUAUUUCGCUUAACAACUUGGAGGAAUUGAUUUUAGACGGUUGUGGUAUCAGGGCACUGGACAAAGGAGCAUUAAAGUGGCUGAAUUCUCUACUUGUCUUAAGACUUCACGACAAUGAACUUAGCGAUAUACCCACAGAUUGCUUGUCAGAAGCUGUGAGAUUGGAAGAGCUCCAUUUUGGACAAAAUCCGUUCAAAAUCUUGAAACCUUUCAGUUUUAGAGGACUUAGAUAUUUAAGAAAGAUUGAAGCCAAUGGAGCUCAAUUAUUCGAAAGAAUUGAGACUCAAGCCUUUGCAGACAACGUGAACUUAGAAAGGGCCAUAUUUAAUCAUAACAAAAAUCUUAAAAUUAUAGAUCACGGAGCUUUCGACGGAUUGCCAAAUCUUCGACAUUUAAGCUUUCGUGGAAACGCCUUCAGGACGUUCGAUUCCAGAUUAUUAGCCUGGGACGAACUAGAAUACUUUGAUGUACGAGACAAUCCAUUAACAUGCAACUGCAGUCUUUUGUGGCUUUGGAACCUCCUCCAUACGAAAAACUUCACCGAUCGCUUCAAAGCAGAUUCUUCAAGAAUUUUAUGUCUAGCACCGGAGGAAGUAAGAGGAAAAAUUUUAACAGAAGUUACAGUUGACGGACUCGGUUGUUAUGAUGUCGAAGCUCGAAGAAGACUAUUGAUCGGCAUUGUAGCGGCUGCUGCUGUGGCUGGAGCUUGCCUAGUCAUGCUAGCAAUAAGAUGCAGGGAUAGAGUAGCUGGACUUCUAAAGAACAAAUGGAACGGUGGAAGAAAAGAACCUCAAUAUCAGAAAACUAAUGGUGAAGAAGAAACAACAGUUCUUCCAUCCGGACAGCUUCCAUUGAAACUUACUCCCGUUACAGAACUGUGACAUUAAAACAUCUAAAUUUCAUGAUUAAGCGUGGAUCAUGGCCCAAUUCAAUAUUUAAUACCUUUGUAGCUCGGAAAGGUGAAGUUUUAGGUCCGGAGAAUUUAAAUUCCUCUAUAAUUCAAUAACUUUAUCUUUCAAUCAGUAAACACAUUUAUUUAUUUAUGGAUUUUUAUUAGAUUGUAUCGGUGCCAGUUCAUACUGUACUCUUGUAGAAUGGUUCUUCAAAGAAAAAAAGGACAGUAAAGAUUGUCGAAUUUUGAAAGAAGGAAAAAGUUUUUUAACCUCUUUCCCAUCUCUAAUUUUCUGUGAAAUUCUUAAAAAUAUUAAUUAAUUGGGAUACCCUAAAUGACACAUUGUGAUAGAUAUGAAGAAUAAUGAUCAUAGAUAAGACAUGGACAAGUGUAGAAGUAUCAAUUAUUUGUGUCCUGGUAACUAUUUUUGUGAUAGUUAUUGUAAUAUAUAAGGCAACCGUGGUCGUUUUUCCACGUUUUUUCCUUGACUAAGGUUGUCAGAUGUACAAAAAAAAAUCAUUUCCAAUAAAAUUG
Centruroides sculpturatus (bark scorpion) is the source of this 2547-nucleotide messenger RNA. RefSeq names its product insulin-like growth factor-binding protein complex acid labile subunit. Gene Ontology annotation, cellular component: extracellular matrix. The record is from RefSeq and is a predicted model, not a curated record. Gene Ontology annotation, molecular function: protein binding. Lineage: Eukaryota; Metazoa; Arthropoda; Arachnida; Scorpiones; Buthidae. The coding region runs from base 464 to 2002 and encodes 512 amino acids. The transcript has 3 exons.